AUGGCUCAGUCUAUACAGAUGACACCGUAUGAUUAUCCGUAAGUAAAAUUUGUCAGGCAGGCAGUGCGUUGGAUGUGUGAAAACAACAUCCAAAUAGGUAUUUAAUUGUUGGAAUGGAAUUACUAACUAAAUAUAGACCUGAAAAGCCCAAAAAGGAGCCAUGGAGGUUCAGCGAGCAUAAAUAUAAGUUUUACAUCACAGGUAUAAUAUUGUUUAUAAUCAGCGUAUUGAGGUUUAUGACUAUGGGCAUACCUUCGUUGUAUGCGCCGAAUUUUUCAUCGUAUCCGUCGGUUCAGUAUUUCGAUUUAGCCCACUACGAUGGGAGCGAGGACGGCUGGCAGCGAGAAGAAAGGGUGUUAUUUUGCGUGCCAUUAAGAGAUGCAGCGGCCCAUUUGCCGAUGUUCUUUGGCCACAUGAAAAACUUGACAUAUCCACAUAACUUAAUCGAUUUGGCGUUUUUGGUGAGUGAUUCGUCGGAUGACACGAUGGGAUCGUUGAAUAAACAUUUACUUGAAAUUCAAAACGACCCUGAUGUGUCCAUGAGAUUUGGAGAAAUCGAAAUUUUCGAAAAGGAUUUUGGCCAAGCUGUUGGUCAAGGGUUUUCAGAUAGACACGGUUUCGCAGCUCAGGGUCCAAGACGUAAACUUAUGGCAAGAGCCAGAAACUGGUUGUGGUCUGUCGCAAUUAAACCAUAUCAUUCAUUUGUAUACUGGAGAGAUGCUGAUGUUGAGACAUCACCGCCUACAAUUUUGGAGGAUCUAAUGCAUCAUGAUAAGGACGUUAUUGUUCCUAACGUAUGGAGACCACUUCCGGAUUGGUUAGGCAACCAACAACCAUAUGACUUGAAUUCCUGGCAAGAAUCCGAUGGUGGUCUUCAAUUAGCUGAAAGCUUGGAUGAAGAUGCAUGUAUUGUUGAGGGAUAUGUAGAAUACCAAACGUGGAGACCACACUUGGCGUACUUAAGAGAUCCUUAUGGUGACCAAGAAGUGGAAAUGGAAUUAGACGGUAUUGGUGGGGUUUCAAUUUUAACUAAGGCCAAAGUGUUCCGUAGUGGUUCACACUUUCCAGCAUUCUCAUUUGAGAAGCACGCAGAGACAGAGGCAUUUGGUAAGUUGUCUAAGAGAAUGGGCUACUCAGUUGUUGGGUUACCACACUAUGUCAUUUGGCACAUCUAUGAACCUUCUUCGGAUGAUUUGAAGCAUAUGGAGUUUAUGGCUUUAGAGGAAGUUAGACAAAAUGAAGAAGCAAAAAUUAAGAAAGUGUAUGACAAAGUUUGGGAUAAAGCUUUUGAGGAUGUUCAAGGCCGUUGGUCUAAGGAAAAGCAUCUGUUCUUGAAGAAUACUGAUUUAUCGCAUUUGAAACCAAUCCAAGUAGAUUGGCCAGGGGUUGAUGACUGGAAGAUUGAUAGCUCAAAAAAUGAUAAGCAGUUAGCAGAUUUCAAUCCUUAA
This is a messenger RNA of Debaryomyces tyrocola, 1448 nucleotides long. The record is from the annotation of a GenBank genome assembly. Lineage: Eukaryota; Fungi; Ascomycota; Pichiomycetes; Serinales; Debaryomycetaceae.